Molecule: messenger RNA, 1543 nt
Organism: Ipomoea triloba (trilobed morning glory)
Lineage: Eukaryota; Viridiplantae; Streptophyta; Magnoliopsida; Solanales; Convolvulaceae
Product: phospholipase A1-IIalpha-like
Exons: 3
Coding region: 142-1359 (405 amino acids)
Biological process (GO): lipid metabolic process
Molecular function (GO): glycerophospholipid phospholipase A1 activity
Source: RefSeq, a predicted model, not a curated record
CCAUUAUGUGUGUUUUGGUAGACGGAUGAGACGAAUGGGAAGAGAUGUAUAUAAAGCUCAGGAAUCUGCACGUAGCUUCACCACCUCGACCUCGUACAACAUCUAAUUAAACAAAAAAAAAAAAAGAAUAGAGAAUUGAAGAUGAGUAGUGGCAUUGCUGAAAGAUGGAAGGUUCUAAGUGGGAGUGAUAACUGGGAAGGGCUACUGGACCCUUUGGAUUCCGAUCUCUGCCGCUACCUCAUUCACUACGCCACCAUGGUUGGGCCCGCAAGUGAGGCUUUCAUAAACGAACCAGCUUCCAAAUAUGUGGGAUUAUCACGAUACGCCAAGAGAAACCUCCUAGCCAACUCAGGAGUUGUGAAGGGAAACCCUUUCAAAUAUGAAGUGACCAAAUACUUCUAUGCCCCAUCAACAGAUAUCAUAUUCCAAGAUAAAGGGUAUAUGGUGAGGCCAGCGCGAGUGGAUGCAGUGCUAAAGGAAUCAAACUGGAUCGGAUAUGUUGCUGUGGCCACGGAUGAAGGAAAAGUUGCUUUGGGACGGAGAGACGUUCUGAUUGCUUGGAGGGGAACAAAACGACCCUCAGAGAAGUUAGCCAAUUUAACAUUCACUUUUGUUAAUGCGCCAUUAAUCUUUGGCCAAGAUUCUAAUCCUCUAGUGCAUAAGGGUUGGUACGAUAUGUAUACCACCAUCAAUCAAGAUUCCCAAUUCAAUCAAACCAGUGCCAGAGAUCAGAUUCGUGAAGAAGUUGCAAGACUUGUUGAGUUAUACAAGGACGAGGAAAUUAGCAUAACCGUGACAGGACACAGCUUGGGUUCAUCCAUGGCAACGCUGAAUGCAACAGACCUGGCGUUCAAUCCAAUCAACAAUAAUAAAGAUAUUCCUGUCGCUGCUUUCUUGUAUGCAAGCCCCAAAGUAGGGGAUGAGAAUUUUAAAAAUGCCAUUUCCAAUCAACAAAACCUUCGAGUCUUGCGAAUCACCGACGUCAAUGAUCCUGUUCCAACACUUCCCCCGCCUGGACCAGUGGAUGGUACCAUAUGGCCAAUAUUUCCUUACGUAGAUGUGGGGGAGGGUAUUGGAAUUGAAUCAAAGAAAUCCGAGUUUUUGAAGCCUGAAAUUGAUAACCUGUUAACUCAUGACUUGAUGCUUUACAUGCAUGGAAUUGAUGGAUUCCGGGGGUCUCAAGGAGGGUUUGAGCGUCAAGGAUAUUUUGAUCUUGCCAAAGUUAAUAAGUACCAGGAUGCUUUGAAAGACGAGUAUCGUACACCGACAGGAUGGUUGGGCGUAAAGGAUAACGGAAUGGUUCAGCAGGAGGACGGAACUUAUAUUCUUGAUGAUCAUGAACAGGACGAGACGUUUUAAACACCUACAAACAGUUUAAUUUCGUGUGUGCGUGUUUGAAUAAAGUCUUCAUGAAGACCUUUCUAUAUAUAAUUUGUAGUGUGUUUUGAAUAAAAUUGGAGCUAAGGCAACUAGCAAGUUGUAGCUAGCUGUCUAGUACAAUGCAUGUGUUCUAGCUUGUAUUUGAAUUAUUAUGUAUCAAUCA